AUGCUUUUAUAUGUACAGAAAAAGAAAAUGGAAAUUAAGAAGCCUGACUUAUCUAAUUUUAUUGGAUUUCCAAAAAGUGUUUCAGAAAUAAUUUACGAUUGUAUGGAUUAUCACCAAAGAUCAAUUAAAUUAUAUUCUACAAAAUCGGCGAGUUCUACCUAUUAUGCGACCAAUAGUAUGCAUGAAAACACUGUUAUGAUUCAUGGUGAUACAUUUCAAAUUAAUUAUUUAAAUGAAACAUAUUCCAGACUACUUAAUUCUAAUUGUCCAAUAUUACGAAGUCAAUCAACAGUUGCACAUAUAAGUAUGGCAGUGGCUUCAGUAACAAUGUUCGCUCAUUUUAUCAUGGUGAUUUUUGUAAAUAAAGGUUUGAGAAGACUUUAUGGUAAUUGUUUAUCACUUAUCAUUUUAUUCAAUUCAUUACAUAGUGGAGUUUUAUUUUUUAGUGCAUACAUCCCGUCGACAAUUGGCUUCAAUUUAACUGAUACGAAAGUAACUUAUUUUAUUAAAGAAAAUAUGUUUUUUAACUGCUGGUUUAUGGAUAUGCUAACACAUUAUCUCAUUCUCUCAAUAUAUCUUGGGAUAUUUUUCGGUCUGAUUGAACGUUAUUUACACUUGAAACGAUGCCGCAAGCAUUCAUGUAUUAAAAAACAAACAUGGAAUUUCAAAUCAUUUCAUUUUUUGGGGAAAAAUGCAAAACAUCCAGUUAAGUCUAAGCAAAAAGUAAAAUACAAUGAUUGGUUUACUGAACCAUACACAAUAACCGGUAUACCAAAGGGUAAUAUUGUAGAACAUCUUCAGUAUGCUACAACACAACCAGAAAAUAAAUUCAAAACAGUUAAAACGUUUGAACACAUUGGUAAAGGUGGAGAAAGAAAAACGAGAUUCAUAGCACUGAAAAAUGGAUAUUCAAGACAUCCGAGCAACAUGCUUCCACGUGUCAUUAAAAGUGAUAUUAAUAUGUAUGAUAAUCUGAUGUGGAAUCUUAUUGUAAUAUUUAGUGUUAUCUGUUUACCAAUUUUCCCAGUAACUUACGGAAUUUGGGCAUCAUAUUAUUUAGAUUUGAAUAAUGCAUGGAAUCCUGCUUAUGGAAUUAUUACUUGCGGUAAUCUAGGUAGUUGUUUAACUGCUCAUCAAUGGUUAAUGCAUAUACCAGUUGCUUUUCUAUGCUUUGGGACUAUUAUUCUUAUUAUUUUAAUAUCAGUUAAAACGGAUACAAAUUGUCUAAUACAGAAUCAAUUUUCAUCACAAUCAUUAGAUGUGAAAGCACGUUUUCGAAUGCUUAGUAAAAUAGCAAUAAGUCAUACUUUCUUAUGGAUUAUUGCAUUCAUAUCAAAUUAUAUAUGUCAUGCUAUUAUAUGGCAAUUCUAUGGAAUUUUUGUAGCUUUACAAAGUCUUUAUAUCAUUGUUAGUUUUACAUUUUCACGACCAUUCUUAGAAGUAUUAUUUAAACGUGAUGAUCCAUUGGGACGUUUAAAAUUAGAUAAUUUAGCUAUGCAAUUACCUUUGGGUGUAUUUCACAGUCAUAGAUCAAUUCCAACAUUGUCAAAUGUAGGUAGCUAA
This is a messenger RNA of Schistosoma turkestanicum, 1563 nucleotides long. NCBI's taxonomy places the organism in Eukaryota, Metazoa, Platyhelminthes, Trematoda, Strigeidida, Schistosomatidae. The record is from the annotation of a GenBank genome assembly.